UCCGCCUCUCCUUUCUGAUUGACCGACAUCGUACUGCGAAUCUGAAACGCAAGGACUCUCCUGUGGUCUGUUCUAGCAGUUUCUGCCACUGAGAUCGAGGACGUCCGUCGUCAAUUACCCCCUCUUCCGAACAAGAAGGCCCAGAAUCUUGACUGUAUUCGCGAUAUCCCAACUCCAUCAAAGGCGUCAUCGCAACCAAUCAAUACCUUCAAGAUGGGUUGGUUCGACGGAAAAUCUUCCUCGUCCGGCUACUACGUCCGCCGACGCUCACCUUCUCGCCGGUCGACCUAUUCCACGCAUCACGCGCGACAUUCAGCGCCGUCGAUUUUCAGCCUAGGCGGUGGCAGCACGCGCGGCGGCGGCGGACGCUCCAGCCCGUCCGUCUUUUCGUCGUAUUCGUCUUCAUCGCGGCGUGCGCGACCCCGAUCUGGCUUCGUGCACCGUGUGGUGCGCUACAUCAAACGCCUGCUUCGGGACAUCUAUGACUAUGCGCGUCGCCAUCCGUUCAAGGUCCUAAUCAUGGUAGUCAUUCCACUGCUUACCAGCGGCGUGUUGCAGAAGCUGCUGGGCAUGAUUGGCAUUCGCAUACCCAAGAGCUUGGGAGGUCUGGCAGGCUCUGGGGGCCUUGGGGGGCAUGGAGGACAUGGAGGGCAUGGCUCCAGGGGCGGCGAGAAUACCAUGGCAGACAAUCUCAAGGGGCUGAUGAGCGUCGCGAAGAUGUUUAUAUAGUCGACCAAAUACGCAAGAGUAGAAGUGAGGAAAGAAGGAAAGAAAGACAGAAGGAAAGAAAGAAAGAAGGAAGAAAUAAAGAAGGAAGGGACAGUCCCCAGGAAUCACCAGCGAAACAUAUUCCAGGGCUGAAGUUUCCACGUGCUUUAUGUGAUGAGAACGAUCAUGUAUGAUCACGAUGAUGAUGACGACAUGACAUAUCUCCGGUUUCACUCAUUACCGGCUUACUUUCGAUUCAUUAAAUCGCUCAAGAGCGCGAUUACUUUUUGUGGUUUUAGAUGAAAG
Aspergillus candidus is the source of this 1014-nucleotide messenger RNA. RefSeq lists its product as uncharacterized. The record is from RefSeq and is a predicted model, not a curated record. The coding region runs from base 214 to 729 and encodes 171 amino acids. Lineage: Eukaryota; Fungi; Ascomycota; Eurotiomycetes; Eurotiales; Aspergillaceae. The transcript has a single exon.